CGCCCCGCGCGUCCGGCCCGGGGUCCCCGCCUGGCCCGGGGGCUCCGGACACCGGGACCCCCAGAAUCCCGGGAGUGCAGCGGCUCCGGGAAGCUGCGGACGCCGGGAAGGCUCCGGAGUACCGGGAGCACCGGGAACACCGGGAGCACCGGGAGCACCGGGUCCACCCAUAAAUCUCCGGCUCACGGGGACUCCGGGACCCCGCGGGACCCCUCGGAAGGCUCCGAGCUCCGGGAGCGGCGGGAGUCUCCGGAACCCUCUGCACCCCGGAGCCACCGGGACCCCCGGGCAUGUUCCGGCGGGACGAGCGGAGCCGCGCCACGGUGGCGCGGGGGUCAGCGCUGGACAUGGAACUGCGCCGGGGCUGCUGCUGCCCCCCGGCCCCGGCCCCGCAGCCGCCUCGGUAGAGAGGGGGGGGUGGCCCCCGCUACGCCCCAGCGCUGGAUGCGGCGGGACCCCCUCGGGGGGCUUUGGGGGAACCCCCCAAAAUAGCUGGGGGGGUCCCGGGGGUCCCCAUGGAGGUGGGGGGGGGCCGCCGGCUGCGGAUCCUGGAGGAUCUCAACAUGCUCUACAUCCGCCAGAUCGCCGCCAGCAUCCAGGAGCCGGAGCUGCAGCGGGCCCUGGAGCGGGCCCUGCGGGUGCGGGAGGGCGCGCGGCGGCUGCUCCCCGCCUGCAGCCGGCCCGAGCAGGCGCUGGAGACCACCAAGACCCUGGUGCUGUGCGACGCCAGGGUGGUCGCGGCCGGCGGCGAGCUGCAGCGGCGCCAGGAGGCCCGGCUGAGGGGGGCCCGGCGCCCCUCGGAGGGCGGGCCCGGGGCUGAGCGGGUGCCGUGCCGGGGCACCGUCUGCAUCUCAGAUCUGCGCAUCCCGCUGAUGUGGAAGGACACGGAGUACUUCAGGAACAAGGGGGAGCUGCACCGCUGUGCCGUGUUCCUGCUGCUGCAGGUGGGGGCCGAGAUCCACGACACCCCCACGGUGCUGGUGGACAGGACCCUCACCGACAUCUGCUUCGAGGGAGCCGUGCUCUUCUCGGAGGCGGGCCCCGACUUCGAGCUGCGGCUGGAGCUGUACAGCGCGGGGCUGCCCGGGGGGGCGCAGGGCAGCUCCCCCCGGCGCCUGGCCACCCGCCUGGGCAGCUCGCUGGGCCGCGCCGCGGGCCGCCGGGCACGGGCACACGCCGAGGGGACAGCGGGCAGCCCCCCGGGCACCGCCGCGCUGCUGCCGCCGCCCGGCGUGCCGUGUCCCCGGUUCCAGCUGCUGGCACACACCGUGCUGUCCCUGGCCCAGGUGCACGACGGGUUCCGCACCCACGACCUCGUCAUCGCCGCCGACGAGCAGAGCCCCUGCUGGGUGCCCCUCUAUGGCCGCAUGUGUUGUCGCCUGGCGGCCCGGCCCCGCUGCAUGGACACCCCCGCGGCGACGGGGACACUGCGGCUGCAGGCUCCGGGGGCCGAGGGGCCGGGCGGGGCCCCCCUGUUCUGCGUCCUGCAGGGCCCUGGGCUGCUCUGCUACGGCAGCGCCGGCCAGGCUGAGGCAGGGCAGGAGCCCACCCUGACCAUCGCUGUCACCAAGGACACGCGGGUGCGGGCGCUGGAGGGGGGGUCCCGCGGGCAGCCCCCCGGGGUGGCCGUCACCAACCGGCUGGGCGGGGAGGAGGUGACACACGCGCUGCUGGCCGAGAGCCCCGCCGAGGCACAGCGCUGGCUGCAGGCCUUCGGGCAGCACCUCUGCGACCUGGGUGAGCCGGGACCCCCGGGACCCCCCCCCGACCCGCGGGAGCCCCGAGACCCCUGGGGGACCCUGCCCUGAGGGACCCCCGGGAU
This is a messenger RNA of Passer montanus (Eurasian tree sparrow), 1822 nucleotides long. It is a transcript of the gene RTKN, whose product is annotated as rhotekin. Gene Ontology annotation, biological process: mitotic cytokinesis; septin ring organization; actomyosin contractile ring assembly. Lineage: Eukaryota; Metazoa; Chordata; Aves; Passeriformes; Passeridae. The transcript has 12 exons. The record is from RefSeq and is a predicted model, not a curated record. The coding region runs from base 516 to 1808 and encodes 430 amino acids. Gene Ontology annotation, cellular component: actomyosin contractile ring.